AUGGCACUCUGGGGAGAAUGGGACGUUAUUUCAGCCGAUGAACGCAAAGGAAAAAGCGCGGCAUUGGGAAAGUUUGCGGCCGAAUUUGAUAUCCAGGUGCCUGUGAAAAUUCCUGUUAACGGCCCGGUCCCGACAUUUGGGCCGCUCAGUGAUCUUGGCGAGUCGCGACUUGAGACCUAUAACCGCGCCUGGGAAAUCAUGAGAUACCUUUCUAGUCUCAUGCGAAAGGCCCGAGAUGAGGGGAGAAGACUUUGCUUUAUCAGCGGCUCGUCCAAGGGCUCGGACGCGCUUAUACGUACCCUACAAUCUGCCAAAUCUCACAAUAUUUCAAUCCCCACCGAGGACCAACUUUUAGACCGGGAUCUCCCAGGAUUUAAAUCCGGGGAAAGCUUUAGAGACUACCUUCGGCAUUUGCUCAAGUGCGGUGAAAUCAGGAUGUGCGUGACCAGUUUCGAACUCACGUACAUCGUCCGCAGUACCGACGUCAAAAGAGCGCUGGACAUACGCAGAGCCCGCUGGAGUGAGAUCCAGAGAGUGUUGGGUGAGCAUGGGAGCCACUUCGACUUCGUGAUAAUGUUAGAGGUUGAAGCGAUCGACGACCAGGAUGACGAGGCACCUCUAUUCGAGGCUGAAUACACUUUCCCUACGGUCCGCGAGACCGUACCAGAGCAACUUAAACACCGUGGAAAGGAUGCCUCUGACUAA
Molecule: messenger RNA, 705 nt
Organism: Penicillium mononematosum
Lineage: Eukaryota; Fungi; Ascomycota; Eurotiomycetes; Eurotiales; Aspergillaceae
Product: Helicase C-terminal
Exons: 2
Coding region: 1-705 (234 amino acids)
Source: RefSeq, a predicted model, not a curated record